CUCUCUUUCGUGUUCUUGUUUGUCUUCUUUCUUCAGGUAGCUUCGAGGACAAUCUUAAUAGGCUUCAUCGUGUCCAUGGCUUUGUCCCGAGCCUGCUUUUCUUGUUCCCAACAACAAUUUCCACCUGUGAGAUUAUCACGGUCUAUCUCAAGGUCUAAUUUCCAAAACAGCAUAUCUCGAUCGAUCGGCCAUGAUAAAUGCAGGGAUGCCCCUUAUCAGGCCGUUGCUUCUUCCCCUAAGGAAUCCUCUCCUCUUCCAAAUGGGCUCGACAACUUCACGGAUUGUUUCGAGAGUUUACAUGCGAGGACAUUGAGGGAAGUGAGGCAUUUGGUUGGAAAAGUGGAAAAGGGCUCUUUGGAAAGUCUAUUAAUGGCGGAUGCUCUCCAACGACUUGGCAUUGACUACCACUUUGAAGAGGAGAUGCAGAGCCUCCUGCGGGAACAAUUUUUCAUCUCCACCUUCGAUGGCCAUCGAGCCAGCAAUAACAGUCUUCACGAGGUCGCGCUUUGUUUUCGACUUCUGCGUCAAGAAGGCUACUACGUGCCUGCAGAUAUCUUUGAGGACUUCAAGAAGAACAAUGGUGGAUGUGCGUUCGACCCGAAGUUGUCCAAGGACGUUUUUGGGCUGAUGAGCUUGCAUGAAGCUUCCCAUUUGGGCACACAUGGGGAAGGUGUACUCGACGAGGCAGCGGACUUCACUAGAACAGCCUUAAGUGGUUUAGCAGAUAAAUUUCUGUAUGUUGGUAAUAACCAUAUUAACGGCAUGAGUUCUCAACUGUUGGGAGAGCUUGUGAGGAACACAUUGUCGAAUCCCAUACACAAGAGCUUGCCAAGGUUCACUUCCAAGAGCUUCGAGGUUUAUCUCAAAGGGCACUAUCACUAUGAGUGGACCGGAGCAUUUAGGGAGCUGGCGAUUUUGGAUGCCGACUUGACCGCUUCCAUCAAUCAGACCGAAAUCCAACAAAUCUCCAAGUGGUGGAGUGAUCUAGGGUUAGCAAACGAGUUAAAAUUUGCGAGAGAUCAGCUGCUAAAAUGGUACUUCUGGCCGAUGGCAGUACUGAGGGACCCAAAAUUUUCACAAGAGAGAAUGGACAUGACAAAGCCCAUCACCAUGGUCUACAUCAUUGACGACAUAUUCGAUGUCCGUGGGACGCUUGAUGAACUCACUCUCUUUGCAGAAGCCAUCACCAGAUGGGAAUGUGUCGAAGAACUACCGGAUUACAUGAAGACAUGUUUCAGGGCUCUAGGUGGCAUUACCAAUGAAAUCUGCUUGAAAGCCUAUAAAAAGCAUGGUGGGAAUCCCACUGAUUUACUCAGGAAAUCAUGGGCGAACCUGUGUGAUGCAUUCCUGGUGGAAAAGAGAUGGUUCACUUCCCGACACUCUCCUUCGGCUGAUGAGUACUUGAACAUCGCAAUAGUUAGCACAGGCGUCCACUUAGCAAUGGCUCACUCAUUCGCACUCCUUUGCGGAGGUACGAAUAAACAGAGCCUCCAGGCACUCAACAGUUUUACGGGUAUGUCAGCCUCAAUAGCGAAGAUUCUACGUCUCUGGGACGACCUUGGAAGCGCUAAGGACGAGAAUCAAGAAGGGCACGAUGGGUCGUACGUGGACUACUACAUGAAGGAAAACCCUAGUUGCUCACUGGAGGGGGCAAGAGACCAUGUGAAGGAGAUGAUCUCAGACUCAUGGAAGAGCUUAAACAGAGAGUGCCUCUUUCCCCAUCAAUUCCCUCCUUAUAUGGCUAAGGCUUCACUCAACACGGCCCGGAUGAUCCCUCUCAUGUAUGAAUACGACGAGAACCAUCGCCUCCCAAGAAUCGAGGAGUAUAUGAAGUCACUGCUACUUAAGCGAUCAGCUUAAAAGAAAUUAAUUACAGUCACCUCACUAUACACUUAUUUAUAUUUAAUUACUCAUCCGUUUGGUCCUAGGCUUAUGUCGUUAGUUAAAUCUAUGUAAUGAGUUGAUUAUUUUAAAGCGCAUGAGUUAAUCCAAAUCAAUGA
This is a messenger RNA of Punica granatum (pomegranate), 2000 nucleotides long. Lineage: Eukaryota; Viridiplantae; Streptophyta; Magnoliopsida; Myrtales; Lythraceae. The record is from RefSeq and is a predicted model, not a curated record.